This is a messenger RNA of Cryptococcus wingfieldii CBS 7118, 672 nucleotides long. RefSeq lists its product as hypothetical. NCBI's taxonomy places the organism in Eukaryota, Fungi, Basidiomycota, Tremellomycetes, Tremellales, Cryptococcaceae. The transcript has 3 exons. The record is from RefSeq and is a predicted model, not a curated record. Bases 1 to 672 code for a protein of 223 amino acids.
AUGCUCCUCUCCGCCACCAUCCCGGCCCUCCUAGUGGCACCGCUAGCUCUUGCAUCUCAGCAAUACCCAGUCUACCAGCGCCUCCUCCCUCAGUCUUCAUCCCCAUCCACCGCUUCCCUCUCUUCAUUCGAAUCGAUAGGAUCAAUAAGCAUACCGGACGAAGCUUCUGGCCUGGUCGGAAAGCUUUCGCUGUCGGUAGGAGAGCAGAGUGCGGGCAAUGAAGUGGAAGAUGAUGGGACUGGGUGGUAUCAAGUGGGAGUACAGCUGGAAGAAGGGGACGAUGAGGGGGAGUGGCUCAUCGCUUCCACGCGAUCCUGCUACUUGUCGGCACCUCCUGUGGUCAAGGUGCAAGUGAAUGGAACGAGACCGUUGUCAAUCUCGGUCCACUCUUCUGAUCCUAAGAGCAACACUUGCGGUACCAAGUCCGUCGUCAAGACUCCCAAGGACCUCUCUAGUGUCAUCUUUGAGACAUCGCGAACCGCAAAGACAGUCUUGCCACUUCUCGGCGCACCCCCCGUCGUGGACACCACCGGCACCCCAGUCGUCCCUCCUCCCGAGAAGGGCUUCUUGCAAAAGUACUGGAUGUACAUUGUCGGACUGGCGCUCUUCUUUGCUGUGCAGAUGGGUCCAGAUGAGCCUAGGGAGGGUGGAGGUGGUGGCGGCGGGAAGUAA